Messenger RNA from Perca fluviatilis (European perch), 777 nucleotides. It is a transcript of the gene smim8, whose product is annotated as small integral membrane protein 8. The coding region runs from base 145 to 432 and encodes 95 amino acids. The record is from RefSeq and is a predicted model, not a curated record. NCBI's taxonomy places the organism in Eukaryota, Metazoa, Chordata, Actinopteri, Perciformes, Percidae. The transcript has 2 exons.
CUUCUUCAAACAUAUCGCAGUCUUCUUUGACUUUGAAACAUGGCUGCGUUUAGAGAGACCUAGGUAACGCCUGCGAUGUUAAUUCUUCGAGCUUUGUAGUCGUAUAUUUCUUCAAAGAGCGGUCGUCCAUACGUUUGACCGGACAUGGCCGAUAAAGAUGUCGGUAAAGGGAAGGACAGCGCCGGGGAAAAAGGAUACAGGACCCCCGGCCUGAGGAGCGCACAGACAACGACUCUGUUCCGAGUUGUCAACCCUGAACUCUUCAUAAAACCUAAUAAACCAGUGAUGGCGUUUGGACUGGUGACCAUCACCUUGUGUGUGGGCUACCUGGGCUAUAUGCACGCAAUGAAAGAAAACGACCAGCAGCUAUAUGAGGCCGUCGACAGCGAAGGAGAAAGAUACAUGAGGAGGAAGACUUCCAAAUGGGACUGAUGGCACAACAUGUUCGAUAACUGUGUGUGUGUGUGUGUGUGUGUGUGUGUGUGUGUGUGUGUGUGUGUGUGUGUGUGUGUGUGUGUGUGUGUGUGUGUGUGUGUGUGUGUGUGUGUGUGUGUGUGUGUGUGUGUGUGUGUGUGUGUGUGUGUGUGUGUGUGUGUGUGUGUGUGUGUGUGUAAGGACAGAGUGAAUUAAAGCCUGACUGGUCUGAAACAAGGACACCUGUCAGCUUUUCUCCAAAUGCUUCUAUUAAACUUCUCUAAUCUGUAAAUACAACUACACUUCCACACAAUAAGAUAACUCUGUGCAAAAUUAAAGGCAGCAGACAUGAUGUUCACUGUU